UCGUGCAGGAAGCCUGUCCCCCGCGCCCGCCCUUGGGGGCGCGCAUGCGCAAAGGGGGCUUAGCCCGAGGCCUUCUGGGAGUCGUAGUUUUAAUGCGUAGUCUCUCCUCAGGUCGGUCGCUGCCGCCCGCGGCCCGCCGCCCGCCGCCCUUCCGGCCUGAGGCCUAGGAAACGUCCGUCACAGAGAGGCAGGGUCAUUCGGCCGCAGUGUUGACGUGUCGCUUAGCAACCGGGAGGGUUACCUUUGGAAGCUUGUUGCGGCUCUAGCCUCUGUCCUGCCCUCUUCCCGCCCCUCCCCUCCCCUCAACUCCCUUCACCUGGGAGCUGCCAAACAUCUGGAUAAACUUGGGCACUACGAGGGCGUGAAAUUCUACAGUAACGCGCCUUUUUACAUUUUUUCCCGACCUCCUUCUCACAUCCGUAAAACUCACUGAUUCUUUUACUACACGUUUUAUGAGAACAAGACAUUUUCUAGGAAGAUGGUGGCCGAAAAAGAGACCCUGAGCUUAAACAAAUGCCCAGACAAGAUGCCGAAGAGGACCAAGCUGCCGCUCCUGGUGCACCAGCCUCACUCCCUGGUUUCUGAGGGCUUCACAGUCAAAGCCAUGAUGAAAAACUCAGUCGUGAGAGGCCCUCCACCUGCAGGAGCAUUUAAAGAAAGACCAACAAAGCCCACAGCGUUUCGAAAAUUUUAUGAACGAGGGGACUUCCCGAUUGCCCUUGAACAUGAUUCGAAAGGAAACAAAAUAGCGUGGAAGGUGGAAAUUGAGAAGCUGGAUUACCAUCAUUAUCUGCCUCUGUUUUUUGAUGGGCUCUGUGAAAUGACAUUUCCCUAUGAAUUUUUUGCUCGGCAAGGAAUCCACGACAUGCUGGAACACGGGGGGAACAAGAUUCUUCCUGUCAUUCCACAGCUCAUUAUCCCGAUAAAAAAUGCCUUGAACCUCCGAAACCGACAGGUCAUCUGCGUCACUCUCAAAGUCCUACAGCAUCUGGUUGUGUCUGCUGAGAUGGUGGGUGAAGCUUUGGUGCCCUAUUACCGUCAAAUCCUCCCCAUCCUCAACAUCUUUAAGAAUAUGAAUGUAAACUCCGGGGACGGCAUCGACUACAGCCAGCAGAAGCGGGAGAACAUCGGUGACCUGAUCCAGGAGACGCUGGAGGCCUUCGAGCGCUCCGGAGGAGAAGACGCCUUCAUCAACAUCAAGUACAUGGUCCCUACCUAUGAGUCGUGCUUGCUGAAUUAGCGGUGGAAACAGCUGGGAUUCGAGGAAGGCUUCUCCUAGCCUUUUGAUCAUCUGUCUCUGCUGCUGUUAGCAUCUCAUUAUCUGUGACUUCUACGGCUCACUUUUCUACAGCUGCUAAAAGAGUGGCUCAUGGGCCGUUGGACUUGUAGCCCUAUUGAGAGUAAGGCUUUCCAAUACACAAAUAGUGCCUGUUUCUUAGAUUACAAUAGUGUACUGUGCUUAUUUGUUCUAGGAGAAGAAUUGCUUCUUUAUACAGUUAGGAAAGAAGCAGGAGUCCGAGUUAAACCUUCAGUUGUAUAGACAAUAAAACUACAAUUUUCAUACGCAAUUCAGCAGUUGUGUCUGCCUGCCCCGAGGGUGGUUGUCAAAGGUUGGAAGGGAAGCGUUGGUGCUGACUGCUUAACAGGUGUUGGUCGUGGACGACAAGCACCCGUUCAGCAGCAGCUGUGCAGAACAGUGUGCUUUGACAUCCAACAAAACUGUGGAGUC
Molecule: messenger RNA, 1729 nt
Organism: Aethalodelphis obliquidens (Pacific white-sided dolphin)
Lineage: Eukaryota; Metazoa; Chordata; Mammalia; Artiodactyla; Delphinidae
Gene: PACRG
Product: parkin coregulated
Exons: 5
Coding region: 479-1240 (253 amino acids)
Cellular component (GO): neuron projection; cytosol; vesicle
Molecular function (GO): Hsp70 protein binding; Hsp90 protein binding
Source: RefSeq, a predicted model, not a curated record